Strongylocentrotus purpuratus (purple sea urchin) is the source of this 10348-nucleotide messenger RNA. Its product is annotated as muscleblind-like protein 2. The transcript is spliced from 11 exons. Lineage: Eukaryota; Metazoa; Echinodermata; Echinoidea; Camarodonta; Strongylocentrotidae. Gene Ontology annotation, molecular function: metal ion binding. The coding region runs from base 925 to 2820 and encodes 631 amino acids. The record is from RefSeq and is a predicted model, not a curated record.
CACUAAGACCGGUUUGAUCGUAUAACAUGUGUUUUUUAGAGGAGUCUCUGGAAGGGUCUCCAGCGAGUAGACUACACCCCAAUGUGUGACUGGUUCCCAAGUAUAGCAUUGCAUACAUGAAUGCUCUGGAGUAUGUGUGCAGUGUGUCUGCACAUACCCGGCACCACUAUACCACCACCGUCGUAUCUACGGCCAGCCAUCCGCUUGGUAGUACAGACAGUCACCAAGCCAGCCAGCCAGCCAGCUCACCAAUCAGCUUUUUAUUAGCCUACAGAGAGCACACCUACAGAAGCACACCGGUAUUACAAACGUUCUGCUUUUUAUUGUUAACAAAUACAUUCAGCAGCAGCACGUUGUGUCUCUUCUAUCUCUCUCUCACAUCUCAUGCUUCGUAGCUUCAGUUUCCAGUGAGUCGUAACAGAAGACAAAAACCAUGCAAGCAUAGUUUUAUUGAAUAUCUAUCGCUCUCUCUCUCCCCGUCUGGCUUCACUGUCGUCUGUGUGUGUGGUUUUUUAUACAUGGACUCGAGCACCUAUGAGGAAGUGCGAUUCAAUUUUUUCUUUUCUUUCCCUUUUAUCUCUGACGGACGCAGUCUUCACGUGGGCACCUUCCCUGCACAUAGUCUGGUAAGCGUUGCAUUCUUUGUGCAUGAAAUCGAGUACAUGAUCGAACGCUGCCAAAGCGCAUGGUCUUUUUUAUAAUAUAGUUACACCGUCGCAUUUUAUUCGGCAUUGCCUGUCUGUAUGUCUGGUGCUCGAGCUCCUGUUCACAAAAUGAGAAUCGGUGGACGACGGUCGAACUGACAAAGCUUUUCUUUUUGAGGAUUCGAUUACGGAGUGAUUUGCGUCAUUUGCUUCAUCUGGAUUGUCAAGUCUGACUCCACAGAGGAGAGCUAAGCCGAGGAAGACGAACACCUCGUACCCCAUGCAGGGUCGCUGCACUAGGGAAAACUGCAAGUACUUGCACCCGCCCCCGCACCUCAAGACGCAGCUUGAGAUCAACGGCCGAAACACCCUCGCAACCCAGAAGAUGCUUCAGAACCUCCAGAGCCAACAGCUCCAGCAGGUCGUCGGGAUGACCAACCUUCAGCUCCAACAGUCGCCCAACUCGGCCACGCUGCUGGCUGGCGGACAGGGCCUCCCUGCUGGGCCAGGGAGUAACCAGCUUGUGAUCCCAUCUUCCUCUCCAUACACGGGAAAGGAUACCACCACUGCUGUCUCUGCCGCUUCCAUAUACCACCAGCAUGCGCCCCCUCAAUAUCAGUACAACGGCCUGCAAAUUGUGCCCCAAUCGCCAUACAGCAUACCUGCCAGCGGGCAGGGUCAAGCCCAACAAGUCCAUUCCGGCCAAUCAGCUGCGGACAUCAACGCUAUGUACAGUCCUUAUUUCUUGCCCGUUGCUGUGUCCAUGGGGGGCGGACAGACGAUGUCAGUUGGCGGAACCCAUUCCUCAUCCAACCCCUAUGGCUCGUACUUCAUGCCCUUCCCCAGCCCCAAUAUAGGACAACUCACACCCAGCCAGGCGGCCCAAAUGGGGCUAGCACCGGAAAUGAUGGGGCUACAAACCCAGAUGAUCCCUACCGGUCACUCUGGACAUGGGCUACCUAUGAUGUCAUCGAUGAAGAAGAACGACAAGUUGGAGGUGUGCAGGGAAUACCAGCGGGGCAGCUGCUCUCGGGGUGAGACAGAGUGCAAAUUCGCGCACCCCGACGAGCAUAUCACUGUAGACACCACCGACAACACAGUAACCGUCUGCAUGGACCACGUCAAAGGGCGCUGCUCGCGUGAAAAAUGCAAAUAUUUCCACCCACCGCUACACCUCCAGGCCAAAAUCAAAGCCGCACAACAGCAAGGCAACAACAUGGCCGCCGUGCUUCCGACCACGCCCGAUACACCAAGCCUGAAGCGUCAUCGGGACCCCUCUGACGACGCAUUACUGCAGACUUUAUCGGGGCUGGCUCCUCCUCCCCCAAAGAAGAUCACGGCGGGAGGCCUGGGUCACCACCAAGGAGCGGGUCAUAUGAUGAACUUCUUCUCGCCUUCCCAGUUCCCCUACCACCACCCUCAGCUGGGACCUGCCAUGAUGGCUUCUCAUCAACACACACCAGUAGUGCCAACGCCGUUCCCGGUAAUGCCUUCCAUGGCCCAGCAAGGCCCCGGACAAAGUAUCCCACUCUUCGCCCCCAUGAUGCCUACGCAAGUACAUCCCACCAGACAUCCACAGUCUAACGAGACCAUUCCAGUCUGUAGAGACUUCAAGUCCGGCAGCUGCAAGAGACCAAGUUGCAAGUAUGCGCACGUCACCGAAGAUUAUGUAGAGCUAGUGGACGGGAAGGUCACGUUAUGCCGUGAUGCGGUACGGGGGAAAUGCCUCCGGGCCACCUGCAAGUACUAUCACGCUCCUGCUCAUCCUCCUACUGCUACUACUACGCACGUUACCAUGGCAACCUCUUCCUCUGCAUCUUCUGCUUGCUCCUCCUCCUCCUCAUCAGCAAACGCCUACAUGGCUGGUAGCACGGCAGCCCCUCCUGGCCCCCUCUACAUGGCCUCAAGCACGCUCUCUGGCACCAACAACAGCACAACCGCCGCCGCUGUUGCUACAACAAAUGCUAGUGCUCCUGCUACCGCUGCUGCCGCUGCCGCCAAUGUCUUGCCGCCACAACCACCACUUCAGCCGCAACCUCUCCCUUUCUCAGCGGCUUCGGCUGCUGCCUCCAACCCUUACCUCCACCACCACCACCACCUUCAUCACCAACACCCCGCAUCCACUGUCAUGCCCAUCGCUAUAAGCAAUGGCUACCCGGCACAAGUCUUGCCUUAAAAUAAAUAAAAACACAGAUCAAAAAGAAACGUAGAUGAAGUAGGCUCUGAAAAAGAGUGUAUAUAGCUGUUGAGAGCAUGAUCAAGAAUAGACAAUCACAAUUCUUUUCAUUUAUUUACUUCUUCUCUGACGUUCUACACCUGACAAUUUCGAAUUCUGGAAACCAAUUUCCUUGUUCUUUUUAACUAUCCCCAUCUCUAUUUCAAUUUUAAAAACCGUCUUUCUUUGUUUCCCCCAGACUCCUGUUUAUGCCCAUCUCUGUCUUAAUCCCUUGACUACAAUGUAGUUCAUUAUAACUACAGAUGAGUUUGUUGAAUUCAAGAGUAUAUCUUGUAAUCAAAAUUCGAAAUGGAUUUGGUGCCGUGUGAAAAACAACCAAGAUAUUUAAUAGGCUUUCCCCUUCAUUUAUUUCAUUUUUUUAUUCAGAUGAAAAGACUUUUGCCACAAAAUAGAACACCAUAUAAAGAAAUCCUCCCAUGUUUAAUUCAAAUAUAAAACUGCACUUUCUAUAUCCCUCUCAAUUUUUUGAAAAAUUAAAAAGAUAUAGAAACAUUGAUAAUUUAGACUUGUAAACAUCCCUCUUCUGCUUCUUUUUAUGUUACAGAACUAUCCUCUUUACACAUCCCCAAACUACCUGUCACCCACUUUUCUUUCUACAGUCCCACCUGUUGUUUUCCAUGCUAUAUGUUUUCUUUUGCCUGGCAUUAUGUUUAUACAUCUCAUUUACACACCAAUUUGCUCGUAUAUCAUCAUCAUGGCUGCCCAGUGUGUAGAAGGCUUGUCAUAUUAAAGGGGCAUGUAACCUCUUCAAUGUGAUGGUUUAAAGGCUGUAUGUGUGCGCACCUUGGGGGUUGUAUAUGAAGUUGUAGCUUGCUUGUUCAUUUAUAUGUUUGCAUUCAUCCACGUUUCGAAAAAUUGAAAAUGAAAAGCAAACGCACUCAUGCUAGAGUAUAUAGAUCCGUUAUGCAAUCAAAUGUAGCAUCCAUAUGUGAUGAUGUUCGUAUAUAUACUCAAAAUGGCUGGUUGAGAAAUUGCUUUCAUAAACGCUGAAUCUAAGCUUUGAAAUGAAAAACAUGCAUCCGUCUGUUUUCAUGUAGAGAUCCUUAGACCAAUGAAUGUCUGACCUUUAACCCUCCUUGUCUUAUCAUCGAGGGAUGGCAGUUGGUGAUGAAAUGUGCAUGUCAAAUGUUCAAGCUUGCUCCUUUACCCAAGCUUCGUUGGAAGAAAUAUUGCUUAGAAAUGUUAGUCGUAGGGGUACUGGUAUAAGGAAUGUAAUAGAUGCGGUUUUGUGUGGGCUGUUCAAUAACUAAAAGCUUACUUUCAAAUCUGUAAGCACUUGUUAUGCAAAAGUAAACACUGCUGUGUUUGACUUGCAUAGUUAUAAACUCUCCCUCUACAAAAUAAGAAAAUACAGAUUCUUAAAUGGAGGUGUUUGAUAAAGUUCUGCCAAUGAUUUAAUUUGCCAUGUUCUAUAGUUGCCAAGUGAGUAUAAUCCUUGUAAUUAAAUUACAUCUCAUAAUUUGAUAUUGAGUAAUAUCACUGCACUCCCUAAAAGGAGAAUAAAAUCACACACUAAUCACUGAAAUCUUUUCGUACAAUUUUAAAUCAUGUUGUAAAUAAAUCAAGAAAUUGUACAUAAUUGUGUAUCGCUGAUGUUUUCAGCCCUUUGAAUCUUUUCUGUGAAGAUCGAUAAUCACAGAUUAACAGUUCUAGAAAGAUACAACUCAUUACUUGUUGUAAAUAUAUAAUAAACAAGAGAUAAUAUUCUUGAAGAGACUUUCUGUUGUUGAAAAAAAAAUCAGUGUUUAAUCAAUCAUUACAUACCUAUUGUAAUGGAAUUAAUAUGUAUGUUUUCGCUUGCACCUUACUUAACAUGAUGCACAGAAAAAAACUGCUAUUUUUUAUUCACUUUGUAAUUUGUACUUAACAUACACUAAAACUUCAAGGAUCUUGCCAAAAUAAUCCAGUGAAAAUUGUCAAAAAUGUACCAUACUUUUUUUUUAAUGCUGAAUGACCUGAAAUAACGCACUUGCUGCACUAGAGCAAUUUCUUUGCCUUAUGGUAUCCUAGAUGAAACCAGUGAAAAAGAAAAAAAGUACAUAGUGUCGCCCAAUUGUUAAGACUUUGAUCUUCCUUUUGCAAAGUAUUUAUAGCAUAUUGCUUAGAAAAUCACUUUCUGUAUAAAAGGUACAGUACUUAGAUUAAUUAAGAUUAGAAUUAUUGGAGCUUUGUUGUUAGCUAAAUUGCUGUGAAUGUGCAUGACAAACCAUCAGAAAAAGGGCCUUAUAUCUAAUCAAAUUGUUUGAAAAACAAAAGCUUUGCUCAAAGCUAGCAGCUUACGCUUGAACGUAUACACCAGUAGUUCUAAUCUUGUUGAAUGACUUUUGCUUUGCUUUGAAAUAAAAAAUGAAAGAGGAUUUCAAACGAAAGAAGCUUUUCAAUAAAAAUAAAGCUUUUCAUAACCAUUUUCCUUCUUUUGCUUUUAGUUCCAUUUUAAUCCCACAACGGAGGCAUUUCCCCAUCUCCCAAAAGUAGACAAAUUCUGUUUGCUCUCAUUUUUUUUUCCAUUUGAAUUUUCUCUUCACAGUUCCCUAAAUAUUCCAGGAAGUCCUGAUUUAUCCCUCUAUUUUUUUUCCAGGAAGAGAACAAACUUUGAAUCACAAUGUUGCAUUUUCAAGUUUUGGUUUUUCAUUUAUUUAUAGAUGAAAUUACAUUUGCCCCCCUCAUAAUUCCUUUACCAACUGAUUUGAAAUGGAAGAAGAUUGCCAGUCAUGUAAUGUCCUCAUUUAAGGUUUAAGACAAUCUUUAAUUUUGAUUGUCUGAUGUUUGAAUUCAAUCAUGAAGGUAAUUGACUGAUGUAGGGUCUAAGUGCAUCUUAUAUUUAAGUUAUCAUGACUUAAAGUGAAGGGAUGGAGAGUAUACAUUAUACAUAUGAAGUCUCUGUAAGCGUAUUAUUUUCUGGUUGAAUUUUUUUGGCCUUCAAUGAGUAGUCCCGGAAAGGUCCUCACCAAUAAGUGAUCCAGUGAAGAUCCUUUUUAUUGCUUUUAAAUGAGUAAAAAAAGAUGUUCAUACAUAAUUGAUAUGUAUGUCAUUUUCGUGCACUGUUCUACGCAAAGAUUUUUCACGGAAACAAUAUUGCUCUAGUCUCAAGUCGCAGAGCGGAAUGUAUUCAUAGAUUCAUGUGCCUAUUGUUAAAUUGGGCACGAUGGUUGAUGCAUGGAAAUGUUAGGGUAGGAUAUGAGAGGUCUGUAUGGCAAUAGAGAGGUUAUAUUAGCAUAUUAUGUAGCUUUGGGAGUCUAGUACGCAAUGCUUGUACAAUGUAUGUAUAUCAGAAACAACUCAUACCAAAGUACUCAGAAUUUCAAAGUGAUGAUGAAAAAGAAAAAAAAAGUUUGACGAAAAAAAAAUAGGAAAAACCCAUAAAAAAUGUCAAAAAAUGUUCAAACUGAAAUUAUCAGUGUCUGAAAUGUUAGUUGUUUAAUGGAUGUUUUGUCCAAAUGAUAGAUUUGUGAUUCUAUAUUUUAAGUACUGUUUAUAAGAAAACAUGGUUGACUUUUUUAUAUUCUUUUAGUGAUACAACAAAAUUUGAGUGAUUUUUAAGAUGAUUUUGUUGUCGUUGAAGUUGUGUUUUCUCAGAUUUUUUUCGUUUCUCCAAACAUAUUGUACAUUUUGUGAGAUUGAGUAUGCUCUUUUUAGUUUCCUUUUCUUUUUGGUAAUCCAUCAUUUCCCGUUUUUAUUGGAAAUGUAAAAGUAUGUUUGAUUUUUGUGUGUGUAAGUUUUCAUUUUGACAUUUCCCCUUGUGUGUAUAGAAAAGAAUGAUUUUUUUUUUCCUAUAUGAAAUUUAAAUAUAGCUCAUACAUUUUAAUUUUUUUGUUCAAUUCUGACAUGUGUAUGUGUACAUUUAAUAGGUAUUGUAGGUGAAAGGCCUGUAGGGUUUCACGUUAAUAUAGCGUCUUGGGGUAGCAGGGAAGAUGAUAAACCAUGAUCCAUAUUUGCACUAUUUAGAAAGAAUUGUAAGGGAAAGAAUAGGGAGCGAGAUAAGGAGACAUUGAAGAUGAUGUAUUUGAUACAUGAAGUUUACAUCUUUUGUUGUAUAAUCCUGUCUUUUUUAAGAUGUUGAACAUUUAAAGGACUUCUCCCAAUCAUGGCAUGUAAUUUUCUUUGAAAAGAAAAAGAAGAAGAGAGAAAAUUGAAUUACCCAUAAUGCAGUGUUUUUGUACGUUGCGUGGGGGAUGCAAUGCAAUGGAAUUAAAUGGACCGAGAUUAUAAUGUUAUUGUCUUCUUCUCCCCAAGAUGGCUGUCUUAUAUGUAUAUUAGUGGAGAUGGUGCACACUGGACCCCAUUUAUCACCUUGUUUACAGAGGAAGUGACCCCUGACACGAGGUCAAAGGUUGAGGAGGGUCAAACCUUGUGAAAAGCACUAGUCUUUAUUUUUUUCUUUCCAUUCUGUAGAGAGAGAACACAGACUCUUAUAAUCCUGUGACGUAGUCUAUUGAAUGGUAAAUCUAUUGUAUGAUAUAAUAAGAAACAUUGUUACAUGUAUCACGAUGGUAGUUAUUCUUAUCGUAAGUUGUAUCUUUUAAAGAAGUUUUAUGAAUACUAGAUAUGAAAGUCAUUUUAAAUGUGUGAUGUUUACAUUGUAUAUGAAAUUUGAGAAAAGUUUUUGAUUCAUUAUUAUGUUCAAGUCUCAGAGAGACUCAAAUCAAAUGUGAAUACAUGAGGAAAAUACUAUUCCACUAAAGAACCAAAUUUUAGCGAUGUUUUAGGAAAGUAGGAGUAUCAAAGAGUCUGAUCGAUCCCCUCCCCAACUGUGUCCCAAGAUGACUGGAAGCGAAGUCGGAUGAUAGCCGGCUUGGGAGACAGUGGGGGAGAGGAAUGGACAUUUUCCAUUUUCAAGACUAACUUUCUUGUAGUACAUCAUUUUAUAUGAGAGAAGGAGGAGGGAGUGAACCUCAGUAUUGUACGCUAGCGCAUGGGUCCAAGACCAAGACUUCAAAAAGAAAAAUUUAGGAUGCAAACAAAAAAAAUCAGCGCAAGCAUGCGGUAAUUAGGGCUUCUUCUAAAUUCUUCUUGGAAAUGGAAACAUUAUUACAAAAACUUUGCUGGAAAGCUAAUGGAGUGACUUGUAAGCCUCUAUCCAAUACCCUUGUGUGAUUUUAUCAUCCAUUUGAAUGUUUUUAAUGAGAGGAAAACCAUUUGCGCCGCGAUCGACAAGAUCCUUUUAUCGAUCGUCACAGCUGUGGUUGACCCUCUCUCUAUCUUGUGUCUGUUGUGAUGUCCAUGUGGUGUUGACACAAGUGUGGCACUUUUUUGUGAACACCCUGUAGUUUCUGCUGCUGCUAAUGCUGCUUCUGCUAAACAAAACCAUGAAAGAACCCUUUUUGCAUUGAACUCAAUACUGGGUAGGAUGAUUCUAAGGCAUCUGGUACAUUGUAGUUGAAUUUUGUGUCAAUAAUUGUUAAAGCAUGAUUAAUUGAAUGACUAAUGAAAUGAAAUUUCCACAUUAAACCUUUGACAUCAAUGUGACUUUGAGAUAAACUAGAUAAAAUCGAUCAUGAUUCUAUUUUUUUGUAAAGAAUUGUAAUGGUAAUGGGUUAUUGAUCAACUUUGUGCCAAAUUUUUUGAAAUUAUUGAUUGACAUCUGAAAUUUUGGAAGCGGAGGAAACGGAGGAACACCUAGGAGGGAGAACAGUACUAUGGAUUGGUUGUCAUGGAAACUUAACAAUUAUGAGAUGUGAUGGUAAAUUACAGGUUACAGCGUAAUGAAUAUUGAUACAAACAUUCAUAAACUAUACGCAGAAUUGGCCUUAUUCUCAAUUGUAACUUGUGAUAAAUGGACAUGAAAUUGAGUGGCACUCCUGGUUUUAGGUGAUGAAUUUUUUGUAAAAUGCUGAUGAAUUUGUGUGAUUCCCAUUAAAGUAAUUCCACUACCAAAAAAAUAAAUGGGCAUUGGUUGAACUUCUGAAGUACUCCAGUAAAUGUAUUAAAGGAACCUUAUUAAAAGUAGGCACAUGUAAAGUUUGAAACAACUGUUUUGAUCAUACAUACACAAGUCACAAGUUUAGAGCUAUUUCAUAAUUGAUCAAGUAUCCUGAAAAAUUACAGCAAUGGUGAAAAUUAGGCUGUUAGUGAACAAUGAAGAGUCCUUUUACAUUUUUUAAUUCAGUGAGUGUUUCACCAAAAGUACAGCACUAGUAGUAGCUUUGUGGGUUGUAUAGAACACUAUCCAUAGUAUAAUAGGAAUGUGAAUGUGUACAAUCAUGUAGUAUCACCAGUAGCGAUCACUUUUUGAAAUACUUUUGAAAUACUUUAUUUUUCAAACUCUAAGAAUCAUGUACUUAAUCAAUCUGAUGUAAUUCAAUAUUCUGAUUUUAUACCCUGAUCUGUAUAGCGAGAUUAAUUUUUGUAUCAUCAAAUUCAAAAGUCAUGAAUUGGAUUUAAAUUUUGGAGGAUAUAUUUUUAUGUGAGAUAUGACUUUUUUUUCUUUUUGAGGUUUUUAAUUAUAAGAAUUAUGGUGUUAAUUGUAUAUUGAUAUGCUUGUACUUAAUAUGAUUCUUAAGCUUAUGUAAUCCUAGUUGAAUGUUAGUGUGAUUUUGUUAAAAUCUCAUAAUUCGGAUACUAUAGAAUGCCUCCCUCUCAUGUCUAAUAUUGAAAUGAGAGAAUUGGUCUAGAAAUUUUAAAGGUACAAAGGGCACAAGGUAUUUAGAUAGAAAUGGUUAUAAUGAAUUUUAAACCAUGUUGCCAAUUUCAAAAGAACAUUAGAUGAAAUUUAGUAAUUAAAUUCAACUCGGUUUAUUAUCUGGAAUUCCAAUAUUUAAUAUGUGUAGGAACUUAUGGUUGGGAGCCACCAUUUUUAAUUGUAAGUAGCGUGACAUUUUUGUAAAAAAAAAUAAUAGAUUAUUCCAAAUUAUUCUCAAUGUGUAGACUAUGAGGAAACAGAUAUCCUCUCUUAUUUACCCGGUUUGAAGUAUUUGAGGUACUUGUCUGAAAAUUAAGAAGCACUAUUGGAGUUUGUGACUCCAAAAUUGUAUCACUUUCUGUAAUCACUAUUGUCUAAUGAUAAAACAUUGCAAAAUCACAGCUCGUUUCAAGAUGUGUAAACACACAAUCGCUUGCUUUCUAACUGCAUCUCUGCGCUUUUUUUUCCAUCAAAUGUAUAUAUUUGUGAAAUAUGUUCAAAACAAUUUCACAUGCGGAAUUACACAAGGAGAAACAAACAAAAAAUUGCAUGCCUGCUGACUUUGUUUUAAACAAUGGCAGAAAUCUUUCGGGGAAACAUUUCUCAAAAUUGCGCCAGAUCUAAAUCUUACGUUGCCUGCUGUUUGUUUUUGUGUAUUUUCCCUCUUUUUUUUCCAACUCAAAAACUGCUUUGCCAAAUCAUGAAUAGUCAAACUGAAAGAAUGGAAAAAUAAUCAGAAGUGCUUGUGUGUGUUUUGUCUUUUGCUGUGUGUCUUCACCGUAAAGAACUGUGGUUGUGAGAAUUAACUACCACAUUAAACGACAUCGAUCAGAUACUAUGAAAUAUCAA